AUUAACGAUGGCUCAUUCUGGUGUUUUAAGGACAUUGAACACAUUUAUCAUUAGGUGGAACCUCUUCCUUUAAAAGCAUUUUGUUAAAUAAAUCAAAAAUACAUUUUUAAAAAACUCAUAAUACACUCCUCGAGACGUCGAUGUUGCUGCGUCUUCGGCACCGCCUGCUGGUCAACUGUUUGAAUGCAGAUAAAGAUGGCGGCCGCCAUAAGGACACUGUGCCGUUCGGCGUUUAGGAAUCAAAGUAGACACUUCAGCACUACAUGUUCAAUUCAGGCUGGACAGAAGUGGAGGAUAGAACAUGGUCUUGCACGAAGUAACUCAGAGUACGGACCUCUGACAGAUCUGCCUGACUGGUCAUUUGCUGAUGGACGACCAGCUCCGCCUCUGAAAGGCCAGCUCAGGCGGAAGAAGGAGAGAGAAGAUUUAGCUCGACGUGUUGUGAUGCUGAACUCAGAAAUGGACAAAGGGAUCCAGGUGUGGAAGGACAAACUGAUUGAGACUAGACAACAAGAGGAGCAAAGGAAGUCUCUGCUGUUCAAACCUAAAGGAAAACUGUUGAAGAAAAAAAAUACUCACUAACUUCACUCUGGUGCAUAUGUAUUUAUGUUUGUUUAAAGAUGUAUGUGUGUCCUCCUGGUUCAUAUUUUGUUUAUUGAAAUGUAAUAUUUCUACAAAAAAAAAAAA
This is a messenger RNA of Cynoglossus semilaevis (tongue sole), 687 nucleotides long. RefSeq names its product mitochondrial ribosomal protein L52 (gene mrpl52). NCBI's taxonomy places the organism in Eukaryota, Metazoa, Chordata, Actinopteri, Pleuronectiformes, Cynoglossidae. The coding region runs from base 184 to 582 and encodes 132 amino acids. The record is from RefSeq and is a predicted model, not a curated record. Gene Ontology annotation, cellular component: mitochondrial large ribosomal subunit. The transcript has 5 exons. Gene Ontology annotation, biological process: mitochondrial translation. Gene Ontology annotation, molecular function: structural constituent of ribosome.